AUGCAUGACGCCCCAUUUCCUUCGGCGCACGGGCGUCGUAUCCCCCGCCAACCCCGUGCGAACUCAUGGGUCAUGUACCCCCCUGCCGCGGGAAUGGACAAGGUCGCUCCCUGUAAUAGGGAAAGUCGUCCUGUGGCCCCCUUGUGGGCUCCCGACUUUCUGACGACGAUUUCGUUCGGUGGGGCACUCUUGGGGCGCGUCCCGGUCGAGGCCGCGUGGUACGGGGGCGGGGGGCUGCGAUCGGCGCACGUAGUUCCGUCAGAACUAUCCGCGGCUAGUUCUCGUUUCCGAUUUGCCCGUGUCCCUGCGACGGACGUGUUACGGUCCUUCCGUCCUUCCUAUCCAUUCAGGAACCCCUGCGCACCACGUCGCGCUGCCUCCGUAGGCCUUCGUUCUUUUCCCCUGCAAAAUGAACUGUCUACCGUCGCCAUAGCGGUGUCGUAG
This is a messenger RNA of Chondrus crispus (carragheen), 444 nucleotides long. RefSeq lists its product as hypothetical. The record is from RefSeq and is a predicted model, not a curated record. The coding region runs from base 1 to 444 and encodes 147 amino acids. NCBI's taxonomy places the organism in Eukaryota, Rhodophyta, Florideophyceae, Gigartinales, Gigartinaceae. The transcript has a single exon.